AUGCGAAAUUUGGUUAUUCUGGGGGCUCUGGCAGUGGCCACACAGGCACAGGAAGUAUACCUGACCACAACCGGUGACUCCGCUCGACCACAAUGUACACAAUCACAUUUGAUUCCGGACUACCACUUCCAGCCCUUCAAAUAUACACUGAAUGAGACAGUUCGACACGCAACCUCGGUUCCUUCUCCAACAACGACGAGGAAAUAUGCCCCAGUCUAUACAGACGUGGUGAAGCAUCUGACCACCAGCUGGUCAACCUCAACAUGGGGUAGUUGGGUUCCAGAACAGACUGUCAUCAGUGCCACUGACACAGACGAUCCAUAUGGACAAGCUGCCUGGUCUUCGAUGUGGCUACAAGCAGAUCUUCACAACUAUACCACUACUGGGCAGUUCUCAACAACCGUCAGUCCGACACCCGUACCUAGCAGUGAGCUGGUCUUGCCACCGCCUGAUUAUUUUGGCCCAACAGAUUGCUACAAGUUCCCCAAAGACUUUAUAUUUGGGGUUGCGGGAAGUGCAGCCCAAAUUGAAGGCGCAAUCGGGCUAGAUGGUCGAGCACCUUCAUUGAUGGAAAAAUUCGUAUCAGACAGCGAGCCGAAGGACUAUGUCACCAACGAGAAUUACUUCUUGUAUAAACAAGAUAUCCAACGAUUGGCCGCAAUGGGCGUGGAGUAUUACAGCUUUACAAUUCCCUGGACUCGGAUCUUGCCUUUCGUUCUGCCAGACACGCCUGUCAACCAACAAGCCAUUGAGCAUUAUGAUGACUUGAUUGACACGGUCCUCGAUGCAGGCAUGACGCCAAUAGUGACGAUGCUUCAUUUCGACAGUCCAUUGAUGUUUGUGGCCAGCGACGACAUCAAGAAGCGCCCUGAUAUUGGCUCAAACAAUGCAGGCUAUCAAAAUGAGACUUUCGUCAACGCAUUCGUCAAUUAUGGAAAGAUUCUGCUUUCUCAUUAUGCCGACCGAGUCCCCAUAUGGGUAACCUUCAACGAGCCCCUACUCUACGCAUUCAACUUCAAGGGUGUUGACCAUGUUGUCAAAGCACAUGCGGAGGUAUAUCAUUUUUAUCACGACAAGUUGAAGGCCACGGGGAAAGUAGGUAUCAAGUUUAGCGACAACUUUGGAGUGCCGAAAGAUCCGAAAAAUUCCAGCCACGUUCUAGCAGCUAAUCGUUUCCAAGAGAUGCAAUUGGGAAUCUUCGCAAAUCCAAUCUUUUUGGGCAAGCAGUACCCGGAGUCCGUGUUAAAAACACUGCCCGGAGCUAAGCCGUUGAGCAAAUCCGAAUUAAAACACAUCACCAACACAUCAGACUUCUUUGGUAUCGACCCUUAUACCGCCACGGUAGUAUCACCACCUAAGGAAGGCAUCAAGGCGUGCGCUGCCAACCCUUCGAGCUCGAACCACCUGUUCCCCUUUUGUGUUGAGCAAGAAACAAAAAACGUACAUGGGUGGAAUAUUGGGUAUCGUUCCGAAUCCUACGUUUAUAUCACACCAACUCAUUUCCGAGAAUAUCUCUCUUAUUUAUGGAAUACUUUCCGACACCCAGUUCUAGUCUCGGAAUUUGGGUUCCCGGUAUACGCGGAGGCAGAAAGAGAUCAGCUCUCUGAUCAACUCUUUGACUCCCCACGCAGCACCUAUUAUCUUUCUUUCAUGUCUGAGAUUUUGAAAUCGAUAUAUGAAGACGGUGUGCAUGUUAUGGGAGCACUUGCUUGGAGCUUUGUUGACAAUUGGGAGUUUGGAGACUACGGGCAACAAUUUGGCCUUCAGACAGUCAAUCGCACCACACAGCAGCGACACUAUAAGAAGAGCUUCUUUGAUUUGGUGGAUUUCGUGAAAUCUCGACAGUCGAAUAAGGACUGA
Penicillium paradoxum is the source of this 1860-nucleotide messenger RNA. Its product is annotated as glycoside hydrolase family 1 protein. Gene Ontology annotation, molecular function: beta-glucosidase activity. Gene Ontology annotation, biological process: carbohydrate metabolic process. The transcript has 5 exons. Lineage: Eukaryota; Fungi; Ascomycota; Eurotiomycetes; Eurotiales; Aspergillaceae. The record is from RefSeq and is a predicted model, not a curated record. The coding region runs from base 1 to 1860 and encodes 619 amino acids.